AUGAAUAACAAGGACUAUUCGCAAAACCUCACGGUUCAAUACUGCUUUCCUGACAACAACUCAUCUUGCAGAAAGGAGCUCCACACUCCAACCAACAUGCUCAUCCUUUCUCUGUCUGUGGCAGAUCUUCUCGUGGGGUUGUUUGUUAUGCCUGUGAAUAUAAUGCAAUUGAUUGACUCCUGUUGGUAUCUUGGAAAAGUGGCAUGUUCUAUUUUUCCACUGAUCAAUAAUCUCUCAAUGUCAGCAUCACUCUGUAAUCUAAUUUUAAUUGCAGUUGAUCGGUACAUCGCUAUCAGUGACCCUCUACUUUAUUCUAGUAGAGUCACUGUUUGCAAAGCAUCUAUGUUCAUAUUUCUAGGCUGGUGUUUCUCUUUACUUUAUGUUAUUAUUUUGAUGUACAUUAAUGAUCACCUCACUCCAUCUCAGAUAUCCAGUAAAUGCUAUGGAGAGUGUGUGCUGGUCAUAAAACAUUCCUGGGUGAUUGUUGACCUGGUAGUUUUUUUUAUUACACCUUGCUCUGUUAUACUGGUCUUGUAUUCACUUAUUUUUAAUGUGGCAAGACGUCAAGCUAAAGCUGUUAGAGCUGUAAGGAAUGAUGCCUCAAACGGACAUGGAUCCAAAGUUUCAAGCUCUUCUGAAACCAAAGCAGGAAAAACAUUAAGUUUAGUCAUUUUUGUUUAUAUUUCUUGCUGGAUACCAUCUUAUUUAUGUUCUCUCUCAGUUGGAAGUGUCACAUCUGUGUCGAUCAUGUGGACUGUGUUUAUCUGGCUGAUUCUCAUUAACUCAUCACUGAAUCCACUAAUAUAUGCUAUUUUCUAUCAGUGGUUCAGAACAUCGGCUAAACAUAUUUUAACCUGUAGAAUAUGUGAAAUCUCAUCUUCUAGGCUUAAUUUGUUUCCUGAAUGUGUUUAA
Colossoma macropomum (tambaqui) is the source of this 912-nucleotide messenger RNA. RefSeq names its product trace amine-associated receptor 7c-like. Lineage: Eukaryota; Metazoa; Chordata; Actinopteri; Characiformes; Serrasalmidae. The transcript has 2 exons. Gene Ontology annotation, biological process: G protein-coupled receptor signaling pathway. Gene Ontology annotation, cellular component: membrane. The record is from RefSeq and is a predicted model, not a curated record. Gene Ontology annotation, molecular function: trace-amine receptor activity. The coding region runs from base 1 to 912 and encodes 303 amino acids.